UGCUGAUAAAAGCCAAUAUUUACCAUUUGCCUCAACUUCUUAAAUGCUGCUCAAAACAAAGCAAGAAUAAUUAAUUCAGUGCACAGCUUCAGGACGGAUUGCAGGGUUUGUUUCCCAUAGCUUUUAGCCUUCUAGUAGAUCCCUAAGGGCUUCUCAGCUUCGAUGCAGUCUCAGCUAGCCGCCGCACUGUUAGGGCAAAAUACUAAUGCAACUUCUACUCCCAAUCACUUAGAGGACGAUGAGAAUAAUAGUUUACGCGAGGAGGACACUGAGGUGGAACCGGAAGAGUUUGACGAGGAAACCGGCAGUGAGACUCCUCCAGAACUCCCUAUUGAGAAUGGCAGCGAAAAGCCUGUGGAAGUCAGGCAAGUGGUUGGCAAAGACCCCAGCAAUCGCACCGUCACCCUGCAGAUGCUUCUAUCUGCGGGCAUUCUAAAGCCUGGAGCUGGAGCGAUGACAAUCGAGUACCUUGGACAAAAGUUCGUUGGCGAUCUUCUAGACGACGGCAAAAUCCGCAGCCAGGAAACCGACAUAAUAUUCGCUUCGCCCAGCGCCUGGGCCAUUGCUUGCAAGCGUUUCAUCAAUCCGGAAAAAAAGUCGGGAUGCGGUUGGGCCUCUGUUAAAUACCAGGGCAAGAAGCUGGACGCCUACAAGAACGUCUGGUACAAGAAGAAAAAGGAGGAGGAGAAGGAGCUGGAGAAACAGCUGGAAAAGGAGCUUGCUGCUGCCAACAGUUUGAACUUGGAGCAGCUGCUGAAGUCGUCGGCAUCCAUUCCGACCACCUCCAACAGCACGACAACAACGAAUACUGCAAUGUUUCAGCGAUUUGUCGUCAAACACAACACUAUAGCCAAUCGGACUAUGACACACGACACCAACACCAUGAUCGAGUGCGUGCCGUUCUCAAAUCUGGGCAAAAUCCAGCCCUUCCUCGUCUCACUCCAUACAAAUGCCGCGCUGCUGAUGGACUUCCACUGCCAUCUCACCAAGUCGGAAGUAUCCGGCUAUUUGGCUGGCCACUGGGAGGUGAACUCGCAUAAUCUGCAGAUCACCCAUGCGUUUCCCUGCCGCAACACUAAGGCAGACCGAUCAAAUGCGGCGCAAGUAGAAUCGGAAAUAGCGCGAACUAUCGAAAAGGACAAGCUCACUUUGGUGGGUUGGUAUCAUUCGCAUCCGUUUGCUGCUGCGGCGCCCACUUUGAGAGACGUGGACGCCCAGCUGGAGUACCAGAUCAAAAUGAGAGGAACCCACGACAACAGCUAUACACCUUGUAUAGGAAUUAUCAUUUCUCCUUACAACUAUGAGAAUGUCAGCUUGGAGUCCUCAAUUAUGGCCUACUGGGUCAUUCCGCCGCCGGAGACUAAGCCCAAUGAGUACGGCCGCCCCAUGCUGAUGUCAUACAGUGUGGUGCAAGAUUCCGCGCUCUACCAGCCCGUUAAGGAGGAGUUAACCAAGUGCGUGGAAUACUACCAGAAGGAGGCCGACUUUAUCAGCUUCAGCGACAAAUUCGUGGGCACCACCCUGUAUAUAGACAAACUGAAAAACACGCUCAUUUCGAAAUUUCCACGAGAUGAGAGUGAGGGCGAUGUUUGGAGAUUCGUGAGGGAGUGCCUGAAGUGUUUAGUGGAGGAGAAAGAUCAGAUGGCAUCGGGGUCCAAACCCGCCCAUAUGCUGGCUGGGCUGACGCCUCCUGUUAGUCUCAAUUCGGGCCUCGGCAUGCUUUCCUCGGAUAUUUCCAGCUUGCUUUUCAACGCGGGAAAAUACUCGUCGCCCAGCAGUCUGCUGGGGCUGCCCGAUCCGAUGGCGGACACCACUCUGGCCGCGAACAACAUGUUCCUGCAAACGAAUCUCUUCAAAAUGCAGGAACUGCUCAAGCCCUUUUCUCCCACCGGAUCUUCGCAGUCCAGCUCCAAGUCCUCAAAGUCUGAGCAAAAGGCGCCGAAGGCGCCCAAAGAUUCCGGCCUGGCCAAAGCCUCGGACUUCUCAAUGGACUUGAUGCACUUCAAGGACAAAAUGAACUUUCUUUCGCCCGACUUGAAUAUGCUGCGAAAAGACUUGUCGACUGAAUAUCUGGCCAGUCUGAGCAAGGCCAGCAAACACCCGGAAAGUUACAUGCCGAAAAUGAACGCCAUCAAGUCCUGCUCGAGUCUGAUCAAUGACUAUAUGAUGAACGUGGGCAAACCGUCGCCUAACGCUGAAGACGACCGGCCUACCAAAAUGCCCAAAAUGGACUAUUUGAGCAGUAUGCUGGACUUGAGCUACCCGAAGACUUCUGUGGGCGCGGCCAGCACCAGUGCGGCUUCGGACACGGCCAGCGAUGCUCCUACUGAUCUGAGCAUACCCGAUAAUGCUCCUAGUGAAAACAUGGAGGUUGACGGUCCACUCAACUUAACCGGGGACUGAUUUACUUUAGUAAUCCUGCUUAGUAUUAAAUUAUCAAUACUCUUAUCGCCGUUAGGCCAAAUGGACGAAGGCUGUUUGGGCUUCGCUUGCGUUGGAUCUCAGUCAGUAUAAUUAGGGCCCUUUGUAUAUUGUUUUAUUUUUUUAUUGUAUGUUUUAUACUUGGCUUUUACCUUGGAUGUACUGUAUACAUAUGUCUCAGUAGAGCUUUAA
This is a messenger RNA of Dendroctonus ponderosae (mountain pine beetle), 2613 nucleotides long. Its product is annotated as MPN domain-containing protein CG4751. The record is from RefSeq and is a predicted model, not a curated record. Gene Ontology annotation, molecular function: polyubiquitin modification-dependent protein binding; metallopeptidase activity. Gene Ontology annotation, cellular component: BRISC complex; BRCA1-A complex. Gene Ontology annotation, biological process: double-strand break repair. The transcript is spliced from 8 exons. Bases 163 to 2403 code for a protein of 746 amino acids. Lineage: Eukaryota; Metazoa; Arthropoda; Insecta; Coleoptera; Curculionidae.